This is a messenger RNA of Ailuropoda melanoleuca (giant panda), 4501 nucleotides long. It is a transcript of the gene NAPG, whose product is annotated as NSF attachment protein gamma. The transcript has 14 exons. The record is from RefSeq and is a predicted model, not a curated record. Gene Ontology annotation, molecular function: syntaxin binding; soluble NSF attachment protein activity. NCBI's taxonomy places the organism in Eukaryota, Metazoa, Chordata, Mammalia, Carnivora, Ursidae. Gene Ontology annotation, cellular component: vacuolar membrane; SNARE complex. Gene Ontology annotation, biological process: intracellular protein transport. Bases 164 to 1099 code for a protein of 311 amino acids.
GCAGCGCCCAGACCGGCUCCCGAGGCUGCUUUGCCGCAUUAGGAUUGAACGCUACAGGACCCUGUAGCAGCUGGGCUGCGGCGCCGUCCCGGCUUCCACCUCGGCGUUCCCACACCUCCUCAGCCGGGCUUUCCCCUUCCACGUCAGGGCCGGGACCUUUGCGAUGGCGGCUCAGAAAAUAAAUGAGGGGUUGGAGCACCUCGCCAAAGCAGAGAAAUACCUGAAAACGGGUUUUUUAAAAUGGAAACCAGAUUAUGACAGUGCUGCUUCUGAAUAUGGAAAAGCAGCUGUUGCUUUUAAAAAUGCCAAACAGUUUGAGCAAGCAAAAGAUGCCUGCCUGAGAGAAGCUGUCGCCCAUGAGAACAACAGGGCCCUUUUUCAUGCUGCCAAAGCUUAUGAACAAGCUGGCAUGAUGUUGAAGGAGAUGCAGAAACUCCCCGAGGCCGUUCAGCUGAUUGAGAAAGCCAGCAUGAUGUACCUAGAGAAUGGCACCCCCGACACAGCAGCCAUGGCCCUGGAGCGAGCCGGCAAGCUUAUAGAAAAUGUAGAUCCAGAAAAGGCUGUACAGUUAUAUCAACAGACAGCUAAUGUGUUUGAAAAUGAGGAACGCUUACGACAGGCGGUUGAAUUACUAGGAAAAGCCUCCAGACUGCUGGUACGAGGACGCAGGUUUGAUGAGGCAGCACUUUCUAUCCAGAAAGAAAAAAAUAUUUAUAAGGAGAUUGAGAAUUAUCCAACUUGUUAUAAGAAAACAAUUGCCCAAGUCCUAGUUCAUCUGCACAGAAAUGACUACGUGGCUGCCGAGAGGUGUGUCAGGGAGAGCUACAGCAUCCCAGGGUUCAGCGGGAGUGAAGACUGUGCCGCGCUGGAGCAGCUUCUUGAAGGCUAUGACCAACAGGACCAAGACCAAGUGUCCGAGGUCUGCAACUCGCCGCUUUUCAAGUACAUGGACAAUGAUUAUGCUAAGCUGGGCCUGAGUUUGGUGGUUCCAGGAGGCGGAAUCAAGAAGAAAGCUACAGCACCGCAGGCUAAGUCCGAAGGUGCCACUGCCCCCACCGCGGAGGAGGAUGAAGAUGAGUAUGCAGGAGGCCUGUGCUAGAAUCUUGCUUUGCCACAGAAAGGAAGAGAAGAAUCCUGACAUUGCCAUUCACGGACUUGGACCUUGUCUAAGGGGAUCCAGACUUCACUGCAGUCAUGGUUUUGAAAAUGCUAAUAAAGACUCAUGUUUAGUCAUCAUUUCCCUAAGUCACCCAUCAUACCCACUGCGUGAAAACACUUUUUUUUCUUACCAUAAGAGCCUUUCUAAGACACCAGCAGGAAUUAACAGAAAAAUAUACUGGCACAUUUCAAUACAGUUGACUUUUAAAUUUACAAGGCACAAAUUGUGUUCUAAACAAAAGGAACACUAGGCAUAGAAAUUCUUUUCUCUUGGGCUUUUGUGAUUUGUUAGAGAAUUUCCCUUGCGUUUUAUUUAAUAAUUGCUGCUAAAAGUGAAGUUUACUGAGUUAAAGUAGUAUUUUAAACUUGCGUUUUGAAAAGAAAGUUUAUCCCCAGUGAUAUUAGAUGCAUUUAACUUAUCAAAUCUUUUAAUCUUUUCAGAGGUAAGACUGGGGCAGGAUGCUGUUUUGAGCCUUACAAUAUUGUUUAGCUCAAUAAAAGGUACAUUUAAAGUCUUAUGUGUAAAUUGAAAGUUUUCAGCUCCUUUCUGAAAUACAUUUUUUCCACCUAAAAAAACACAGCAGCUGUCCCCAAAUGUCUUUGGUUCUUGGCUAAAUGGGAACUCAUGAGGACUAUUAUUGUGCAUUCUAACCACGAGAUAAUGUUCCCAUCGAUCUAGAAUAUAGACCUUUCUUCCCUCCAGAAUAAUUUCUGAUUCAUCUAGAGCUGCCACGGGACAGUAACAUGACACAGGGAACACUCUGUACACCACAGAUCCGUAGCUGAAAGGGAAGAAGUGUUUCUGAAGUACUUCUGGUGAGAGGACUGUGCUGCCGAUAUGUGAGUCCUUGUAGGUAUUCCUGAAAGGUUAUUUGUGAAGCAUUCCUUGUUCACCCAUGUAGCUCAGCCCCAUCUCCAAAUCCGUUCAUUGAAAAGAGGCGCCCGUCGGCAGCGUGCCUGCUGCGGGCAGUGCCACCCGGUGUGGUCUCCGGGCCGCGUGGCCCGUUGGCCUCCUCACAGAGCUGGCCUUCUACAAAGGCACGUGUGCAGCUGGCUGCUCCCGGAGACACCAAGGCCCGUCGUGAUUCCUGGUUCUAGCCACAGCGGGUUCUGAGGGCAAGGAGGGCUUGGCCAGGAUGGCAUCAUCUGUGGCGGUGCACUUGGCUCAGUGGCGGGAGGGUCAGAAGUCUUUAUUGAAGAUCGGAUUUAAAACACAAAUUUGAUGCUUUGAUUCCUCAAGUUACUUGCAUAGUUCUGCAGCUGGCAGCUCAUUUUCAGUGACUGUAUGGAGAUGAACUUCGAACAUCUCAGCGAGGCUGCAUCUAGACGUUCGUACUGAAUGGCACACUGAUGCUUCAAGAGCCCUUGCGGCUGGAUCUUGAAGAUCCAGUCGGAAACUUCAGGAGUCUCGUGUUCACGCUCAUGUGAGCUUAACAACCAUCUGUCUAAACAGAUAAGCAGCACUCAAAGGGUAUUUCAGACCAUUUGUUUAUUGACUACAUUACGCAUUGCAGCCUUGGAAGAGCUGUUAAGUUUUAUCUAUUAAAAAACUGAGUGAUUCAGUGCAUUCUGUAUCAGCAGGGCAGCUGACCCUUCACAACAUGAAAGCCUCUGUUUCUUUCAAGUGCAGCCUCUUCCCCCCUCCCUGCCCGCACUUAGCAACUAACGAGCAGGACGUGGGGAUAUUUCUUUGAUGUCAGGGUUAUUCUGUGCAGUGUCCAGGAAAGAGCCCUUGUUCCAUCUUCAUGCAUUUUAUUUUUCCAUGUACAGAAGUCUUUAUCCUGAGAGUGUCGUCAGAAGUGGGAAACGUGUGUUUACAACAGAAAAAGCUUUUCCAGAACUCGUGUCAUCACUUUUACCAAAGUGGAAGCCUGCAUGUAUAUGCUCAGAAUCGAAUACUCAAUGUUCUACUAUAUUGCAUCACUCGCUUAAGAAAAAGGCAAGUUGCAUGCCAGUGAUGGGCAUGGAGAGCUAAGGCAGCGGCCUUCCUGGACAAAGAAUGCAGGCGAAGACCCUGUGCAUAGAGACCAUGGUUUGCCAGUUUUCUGUGUCUUCGGGCAUCCUGCCCAAGCAACUUCUGAAUAUGCUUUACAAGGGUUGUGUCCAUGUCUCCAGCCUCACUUUGUGCCAACUGCUUUCAGAAGUCAAGCCCCUCUGGACCCAGUUUUUCUCAAGGAAGACUCUUCCAAAAUGCACAAGCUUCAGGCCCCACCCAAUCUGGAUCUGCCCUGGCUGCUGGGACCAGGAAGCUGUCCAGCUUGGACGCAGGGCCAGAAGAUCAGUGUUUAGACCACGGGAACUCAGGAUUCCUGGAACCCCAGACCACAGAGGCCCAUGCUGCUGCAGUGGCACUUGAGCUCCUGGGAGUGGGGCCCAGAGCAGAAUGGUAGGUGGAAUGGCCCUAAGGUCACCCAAGGUCUGGCCCCUCCAGGACUCUGCCCAGACCACUCUGGGAGUGUGAGGCACUGUGUGACCGCUGAGCUUGGCUGCGGUUGGGUUGCAGGUGUGAGGCUGGGGAGCAGGGGGGAGGGGAUCGUUUUUCUCGAGAGUCUUUCCUGGAGAAAUUCAAUCACAUCCAUCAUCUUUGCAUAGCAAGCUGGAGACCCCAGAGGCGGCACUGAAAGGCAGCUGCGUCUCUGCACACUCACACCUCCUGGCUGGGACUUGACCUCUCUUUGGCUCAUUUGGGGGCUGUUUUGUUCCUACCCCUUCACCAGGGAAAGAAAAGCUGGACCUGUGACCGCCCCCGCUCCCCCUUCCCCAGUUGGGCAGAGGCCAGAAUAAUAUGUGUUCCCAGCGUAUCCAGGAUCAUACGAUAACCAGGAAAAUCUGGGUUCGUUUUACCUCUGAGCUAAAUAAUUCAGCUUCGCUGGGUCCAAAGUGAUUGCUUUGUUGAAACUGGCUGCGGGGACCGGGGGGCACAGGACGUCUCCACAUCUAGGAGAAUGUGAGUGCCAGUGUGGGCAGGAGAGCCUCCCCAGCUUUCCUGGGAGCAUACAGCCCUCCACGCAGAUUUCCACAGAUUUCCAAGGAAGCCAGUGGUGAGGAUGGAGGGAAAUUUCUGCAGGUUCAGGGGGACGCCACUGUUCUGUCUGCAGUCCCCACUGGCCACGCUCUUGCCCAAGCCCUGACCUGCCUCUGCUAUGAAUCAGUCCCUGCUCUGCGAAGGGGCAGCCGCGUUUUCUAGUGACCCUGUUUGUAGCGGGAGAUGGAUUGCAGGCCCCAACGCUCAGGGUCCUUGCGUGGGGCUGGAUCAGGAUGUGUGUUGCUGGCUGCACAUUUCAAGCCAACGGUGCGCUUCCAGAUGCCCAGGAGGCUGGGAAAUAAACAAUGACCAAAAAGA